AUGCAGAUCAAGGUCCGCACGCUCACCGGCAAGGAAAUCGAGCUCGACAUCGAGCCCGACUACAAGGUCUCGCGCAUAAAGGAGCGCGUCGAGGAGAAGGAGGGCAUCCCGCCCGUGCAGCAGCGCCUGAUCUACGGCGGCAAGCAGAUGAACGACGACAAGACGGCCGAGGAGUACAAGCUCGAGGGCGGCGCGACGCUGCAUCUGGUGCUCGCGCUGCGCGGCGGCUGCUCCGCCUAA
Aplosporella prunicola CBS 121167 is the source of this 240-nucleotide messenger RNA. RefSeq lists its product as uncharacterized. Gene Ontology annotation, molecular function: ubiquitin protein ligase binding; protein tag activity. The transcript is spliced from 4 exons. Lineage: Eukaryota; Fungi; Ascomycota; Dothideomycetes; Botryosphaeriales; Aplosporellaceae. Gene Ontology annotation, cellular component: cytoplasm; nucleus. Gene Ontology annotation, biological process: modification-dependent protein catabolic process; regulation of proteolysis; protein neddylation. The record is from RefSeq and is a predicted model, not a curated record. The coding region runs from base 1 to 240 and encodes 79 amino acids.